UGGGGAAGUGUCCAGUCUGCAGUGGCAUGUUGAAGUGCAGCGGCGGAGCAUAUCACUGCAAAGGAGAUUUCUCAGAGUGGUCUUCCUGUGUUUACUCCACCAGAGAUCCUCCCAGAAAGGACCAAGAGCCACUAAAAAUUCCUGAAUCUGUCAGGAAAACGCCAGUCGAAAACUUGAUCAAGAAACAUCAAGAUCCCAAAACCCGGCCAAAGAAAGAACAACUCACAGCAGUAAAACCUCUUAGCGGUAUGAUGAUUUCGCUCUCGGGCCGUCUUACCAAAACCCAUCAAUACUGGAAAUCUCAAAUUGAGAAGAAUGGAGGGAAUGUGGCAAAUUCUGUCAUUGGGGUGACUUGUUUAGUUGUGUCUCCAGCUGAGCGUGAUCGUGGUGGCUCAUCUAAAGUAGCUGAAGCUGUGGAAAGGGGAAUACCUGUGGUAAGGGAAGCAUGGUUGCAAGACAGCAUAGAGAAAAGGGAAGCGCAGCCACUAGAUGCUUAUGAUGUUAUGAGUGACAUUGCCAUAGAUGGUAGAGGCAUUCCCUUAGACAAGCAGGACGAGAGUGCUGAGGCACUAGAAACCAUUGCGGCAGAGCUGAAGGUGUACGGGAAGAGAGGUGUGCACAAGGAUAGCAAGUUGCAGGAUGAAGGUGGAAAGAUACUUGAAAAGGAUGGACUGUUGUACAAUUGUGCCCUUGCCCUUUGUGAUCAAGGAAGAGGAGUCAACGAGUUUUGCAUUAUGCAGCUCAUUGCAGGGCCUGAGAAGCGUUUGCACAUGUACUAUAGAAGGGGCAGAGUUGGUGAUGUUGCCCGGAUAGAUGCCAAGCUUGAGGAGAGGGAAAAUGAGGAUGACACAAUCAAAGAGUUUGCUAAGAUCUUCAAAGAGCUGACUGGAAAUGAGUUUGAGUCAUGGGAGAGGGGAAAGAAAAUCCAGAAGAAACCGCACAAGUUUUUUCCUCUUGAUCUGGCUGAUGGAAUAGAAGUUAGACAUGGAGGGCUUGCCCUUAGGCAACUUGGAGUUGCAGCCGUACACAGCAAGCUUGAUCCUAUGGUAGCAAAUCUUAUGAAAGUUCUUUGCAGCCAAGAAAUCUAUAGGUAUGCAUUAAUGGAGAUUGGGCAUGACUACCCAGAGGUUCCAAUAGGGAUGCUUUCAGACAUGCAUCUGAAAACAUGUGAGGACGCUCUACUGCACUACGCGGAAAGGUUAAACACAAUGAAGGAAACAGGACAGGAAGCAGAAGCAGUGUGGGCAGAGUUCAGCAACAAGUGGUUCACUCUUAUGCCAUCCACAAGGCCAUUCCGUCUAAGGGAUAUUGACGACAUCGCGGAUCAUGUUGCUUCUACAUUCGAGACUAUAAGAGAUAUCAAUGUCGCAUCACGCCUUAUAGAGGAUAUGUCUGGUUCAACAAUAGACGACCCUCUGUCUGAUCGAUACAUGAAGUUGGGGUGCUCCAUUUCUCCUUUGGAGAAAAAUUCAGAAGACUACAAAAUGAUAGUUAAAUACUUGGAGAAAACUUACGAUCCAGUCGGUGUUGGAGAUAUAAGUUACGGAGUGACAGUGGAGAACAUAUUUGUUCUUGAACCAAAAGCUUGCCCCUCACUCAAUGACAUCAAGAAAUUACCCAACAAACUCUUGCUCUGGUGUGGAACUAGAAGCUCAAAUCUUUUGAGGCAUUUGCAGAAAGGGUUUAUGCCAUCUGUUUGUUCACUUCCUGUUCCAGGCUACAUGUUCGGAAAAGCAAUUGUGUGCUCAGAUGCAGCAGCAGAAGCUGCGAAGUAUGGUUUCACUGCGGUUGACAGGCCAGAAGGAUUCUUGGUAUUAGCUGUGGCUUCUGUGGGUGAAGAAAUCCAGGAGUUCUGCAGUCCACCAAAGGAUACUAAAUCCUUGGUGGAAAAGAAACUUGGGGUAAAAUGCCACGGGAGGAUGAAGACUGAUGAGUCCGAGCAUUUUGUUUGGAAGGAUGAUAUCAAAGUGCCUUGUGGGCGGCUGAUUGAAUCAGAUGAGCACAAGGAUAGUCCACUGACCUUUAACGAGUAUGCUGUCUUUGAUCCACAGCAGGUGAGCAUUAGGUUCUUGGUGGCUGUCAAGUACGAGGAGCGAGGCGUGGAAUAUGAUGCCGCUGACCCUGAAGUCUAGGCUGCUAUAAACUGGCCGAGAAAAAAGGACCAAACAACUUUGAGGGGUGAAAAGGGUGGUUCUACCGUGUAUGUAUAAAUAUAUUUUGAUGCCUAAUGUGGGAAGUAUAUGUUUUGGGUAUAAUAUGGUUUUAGCGGGAAGUAUAUGUUUUGGGUAUGAUAUGGUUUAGCCUACAAAAGCUCGAAUGAGUAUUCAAGGAUAGAGGAUGUGCUUCCUCUUCUUACCAGAGGAUUCUAUGGUCGCAUCUUUAUUUUGCAACUUCCUCUUAAUAAUGAAUUAUGAUCAAUAGUGCCAG
Molecule: messenger RNA, 2427 nt
Organism: Cuscuta epithymum
Lineage: Eukaryota; Viridiplantae; Streptophyta; Magnoliopsida; Solanales; Convolvulaceae
Source: the annotation of a GenBank genome assembly